AUGGCACAAAUUCUCCAGUCACUCAGAAGCUUCUUCCUGGGCUGUAUUUUCGGUGAGGCAGCCGCGACUGACAACCUACGAACGAAAGAUGCAGCCGCGAUUGACAACCUACGAACGAAAGAUGCAGCCCCCCCCUACGCCCCCGCCGUCACUCACAACAUCGACCACAGCUUCCUCCAUCGCCUGCCCUUAGAUAUUCUCUACUACCUCGCAACUCACCACAUUCCCGAUCCGAUCGACCUCCUCGCCCUCCGCACCUCUACACGCGCCCUGUUUUUUUCUCCCAUCAUCCGCUCACCGUUUAUCAAAUAUGACGCCAAUGUUGCUUACGAAUAUCUCCAGCGGUUGCGGCGGGACGACUUCAUGCGCGCCUGCGAAGCAGAACGUCAGGAACAUGGACCUGAGCAACAGGAACUGGUGUCCUGUUCUACCACCACCCGCACAUCUCUCCUACACCCCUGCAGCAGCUGUCAGAGCAUGCACCCGCGCGCGCGCUUCUCUGCCGCCCAGCUAGCCGUCGGCACAAGGCACUCCUCGCGCCGCUGCAAUGCCACGAUUGGCGCCAUUCGUAUCUGCCCGCACGCCACCUAUACCCUUGCGGAUCUGCGCCGUAUCGACCAGGACCGGGUGGCGGCGGCACGCGGUAGCCGGCACAAUGAUACGUUCUGGUGGACGUGCGGCGAGUGUAAAUACAACACAAAUACGACACUAAUGGGCUUGAUGGACUUCCCGUACCGUACCGGGAUGCACACGUGGUUUAGCGCGACGAGAGAGGUGGAUUUGGCGGGUAGGGUUGGUGAUGGCAACUGCUCGCCGGUCGUGGACGCUGAGACGUGCUUCACGCCUGAGCUCGUCAUGGCCGUUUUGAAGGCAGCGGCGGACCGCUACAGCCUCUUCCUGUGCAACCACGUGCGUCUGGGCGAUCCUGAGACGUACGAGUCGGAAUGGGGACGGCUUGGUAGGUAUGGUGGCCAAGUAUCGAAAAUCUCGAGCCACAGAUGUCCGAGGAGCACGUGCCAGGUGGAGGCGUAUUUGUAUUGGACGUCAGGGUAUGGGAGUGAUCCCCGGGCCCACGCCUUUCCAAUUGUGCACUUGACGAUCAAGCGGUUCAUCAAGGGACCGUUAGCGAAGAGCGACGAGACAUGGCUGGCUCAGAUUGAAGAGGUGAAGGAAAGGUAG
Molecule: messenger RNA, 1179 nt
Organism: Diplodia corticola
Lineage: Eukaryota; Fungi; Ascomycota; Dothideomycetes; Botryosphaeriales; Botryosphaeriaceae
Exons: 1
Coding region: 1-1179 (392 amino acids)
Source: RefSeq, a predicted model, not a curated record